AUGCCGUUCGAUGUCUACUGCCGUCCAGAUCUUUUGCAGUCUAUUAGGGAGGAAGUCCGUCAACAUGCCAUUCGCGUUGACCACCAGAAAAAGACAUAUACCAUCGACCUAGCUGCUAUCCGUGAUCACUGUAUCUUAUUGGUAUCGACAUUCCAGGAAAUGCUCCGGGUACGGUCUAGCGCUGCCCCAACACGCUUCUUGCAUGACGAUGUCCUUCUCGCGAACAAAUACUUAUUUCAAAGAGGCGCUAUGCUGCAGAUACCGGCUCAAUGCCUGAACCAGGAAAAGUCAAACUGGGGUACCUAUGCAAGGGAAUUCAACCCUAGUCGAUUUAUGGGUAAGGCCAAACAACGGUCCCCAGGGUACAUGUCCCCGAAUAUCUGUCCCGGGAGAAACUUUGCUAGUGGAGAGAUUGGCCGUUGUGGCCAUGAUGUUCCUGCGGUAUGA
This is a messenger RNA of Penicillium malachiteum, 447 nucleotides long. Its product is annotated as P450 monooxygenase. The record is from RefSeq and is a predicted model, not a curated record. Gene Ontology annotation, molecular function: monooxygenase activity; oxidoreductase activity, acting on paired donors, with incorporation or reduction of molecular oxygen; iron ion binding. NCBI's taxonomy places the organism in Eukaryota, Fungi, Ascomycota, Eurotiomycetes, Eurotiales, Aspergillaceae. The coding region runs from base 1 to 447 and encodes 148 amino acids. The transcript has a single exon.